Gallus gallus (chicken) is the source of this 1544-nucleotide messenger RNA. It is a transcript of the gene FSIP1, whose product is annotated as fibrous sheath interacting protein 1. Lineage: Eukaryota; Metazoa; Chordata; Aves; Galliformes; Phasianidae. The record is from RefSeq and is a predicted model, not a curated record.
UUGGGUGUGUUUAUCAUCGAAGAAGCUUAGAAGAGGCUGCGGUCCAGAAGAAAACAGAGGAUAUGUCUCUAAUUCAGAUUCUGGAGAUGAUAACACUGAAGCACAGACUUCAGUAUCUUGUGAACCUUCCCAAGGAAAAAACAAGAAAUGCAAAAGAAGCAAACUCUUCCAAGUUAUUGGAUUCUGAAGAGACAGAAGGAGAUCCUCAGAUUCAAGCAGCUAUAAAGAAAAUGCAUAAGCUUGACACAAUUCUGGCAAAAAGACAUGUUAAAGAGAGAGCAGUUAAAAAACAAGGCAAGGAAAUGAGAGCAAAGCUCUGGGAAAGACUUAAGUCUGUCAGUACCAUGGGAAUCCACGAGGAGAUAGAAAACACAAAACUCUUCUUAACUUUGAUCUCAUCGUGGCAGGAUGCAACUGAUCCCUCACAUGUUAAACAGGACGAAACACAUGCUUUGCUAUUUCACACCCAAAUUAGUCCAGAAGAUUAUGCCCUCCAUAAAGCCCAGCAUAAUAAGGAUUAUCCAAGUGAAAUAGAAACAAACAAAUUCCUGAAUCAAGCACUAGCGAAGGAUUCUGGAAAACAGGUACCUAUGCUUGAAGGAGAAAGGAAAAUAAUUGAACUGUUGAAAGAUACAGAAGAUGGAAGUACAUUGCAAGAUCUUGAGGAGGAUGUAUGUGGCUGGCUAAUACCAGGAGAAGGGUACACACCUGAACCGAUGGAAUUUCAUCACCUAAAUGAGAUAGACAGGAAGCUUCAAAUACUCCUGUCUAAUGGUGAUUUUUCUGCAAUUUCCAGCUCUUGCUCAAAUCCUCCAAGUCAAAUUUAUCAGGAGUCUCUGGUUUAUGCAAACAGAAGCCUAGAAGUAGUUCCAGGUGAAAAGGUUCUACGAGACAAUAGAGAAUAUCGCGAUCAACAAAACCGUCUGAAAGAAAUAGAUCAUCAGCUGAAAUCUUUAGAGAGAAAUUCUAUUGAAGACAAAACGGGCCUCUCUGAAGAGCAGCUUAAAACCCUUCUGGAAGAAUGUAUGCAGCCUCAGAGAACAAUAAGCAACGUUACCAUGCCAAAGUCUCAGGAAUCUCUUUCUUGUGGAUUAAGUCCCCCUUGUUACACAAGUCAAGUCUCCAUUCUUCACUCCACAUCUACUCUUUCCAAAAUGUUAGUUGAAGACCAUAUUGUAGGGAUGUUAACAGCUCUGGAAAAGGCUGGACUUGAAGACAAAAGCUUAUGUGUUAAUGCUGAGAGUGAAAUCCCUAGCUACUAUAUCAGCAAAGCAUUGGCUGAUAGUCACUUAUCAAAGGAUUCACUGGCCCAAACAGAGGAACCUGAUGACCUAGAAGUUUUACAGAAGAUGAGAGAUAAGAGUAUUACUGAAGGUUACUUUAUGUCAAGAGCACUCAACACUGAAAGGCUGAAGAAACCUUCUUUCUUGGGUGAACCAUUAUACUGCAUCAGCAUGAACAAUGAGCCAUCCACAGGGCCUGACAUUCUCAGCAUACCACUGCAAACCAAAGGAGGUGAGACCCUUAACAAUCCUUUAGAAUAG